UCACUGGAGACGGAAUGGAGGUGCUGCUGGGCUCGGAGAUGGGGUCCAAGGGUAGCCCAGGAUGGCUGCAGCGUCAUAUGAUCAGUUGUUAAAGCAAGUUGAGGCACUGAAGAUGGAGAACUCAAACCUUCGACAAGAACUAGAAGAUAAUUCCAAUCAUCUUACAAAACUGGAAACUGAGGCCUCUAACAUGAAGGAAGUACUUAAACAACUUCAAGGAAGUAUUGAAGAUGAAGCCAUGGCUUCUUCUGGACAGAUUGAUUUGUUAGAGCGUCUUAAAGAGCUUAACUUAGAUAGCAGUAAUUUCCCUGGAGUAAAACUACGGUCAAAAAUGUCCCUCCGUUCUUAUGGAAGCCGGGAAGGAUCUGUAUCCAGUCGUUCAGGAGAGUGUAGUCCUGUUCCUGUGGGUUCGUUUCCAAGAAGAGGGCUUAUAAACGGGAGCAGAGAAAAUACGGGGUAUUUAGAAGAACUGGAGAAAGAAAGAUCCUUACUUCUUGCUGAUCUUGACAAAGAAGAAAAGGAAAAAGACUGGUAUUAUGCUCAACUUCAGAAUCUCACUAAAAGGAUCGACAGUCUUCCUUUAACUGAGAAUUUUUCCUUACAGACAGACAUGACCAGAAGGCAACUGGAAUAUGAAGCACGGCAAAUCAGAGUUGCGAUGGAAGAGCAGCUAGGCACCUGCCAGGAUAUGGAGAAGCGGGCACAGCGGCGAAUAGCCAGAAUUCAGCAAAUAGAGAAGGAUAUACUUCGUGUACGACAGCUUUUACAAUCCCAAGCAACAGAAGCAGAGAGGUCAUCCCAGAGCAAGCAUGACGCCGGCUCACGAGAAGCCGAACAGCAGAAUGAAGGUCAAGGAGUGGCAGAGACCAACAUGGCAACUUCUGGUGGUGGUCAGGGCUCAGCUCCACGAGUGGACCCUGAGACGGCCAGUGUCCUGAGCUCUGGUAGCGCUCACUCCGCUCCGCGAAGACUGACCAGUCACCUGGGCACUAAGGUGGAAAUGGUGUACUCGCUGCUGUCCAUGCUUGGCACUCACGAUAAGGACGACAUGUCGCGGACCUUGCUGGCUAUGUCCAGCUCCCAGGACAGCUGCAUAUCCAUGCGACAGUCGGGGUGUCUUCCUCUCCUCAUCCAGCUAUUACAUGGCAAUGACAAAGACUCUGUGUUGUUGGGAAACCCCCGGGGCAGUAAAGAGGCUCGGGCCAGGGCCAGUGCAGCACUCCACAACAUCAUUCACUCACAGCCUGAUGACAAGAGAGGCAGGCGUGAAAUCCGAGUCCUUCAUCUUUUGGAACAGAUACGCGCGUACUGUGAAACCUGUUGGGAGUGGCAGGAAGCCCAUGAGCAAGGCAUGGACCAGGACAAAAAUCCAAUGCCCGCCCCGGUCGAGCACCAGAUCUGCCCUGCGGUGUGUGUCUUAAUGAAACUUUCAUUUGAUGAAGAACAUAGACAUGCAAUGAAUGAGCUCGGCAGGAAGGCUACCCGGGGCAUUUCAUCCCAGGAGCUAGGGCAGGGGCUUUCAGGGGGACUGCAGGCCAUCGCAGAGUUACUGCAGGUGGACUGUGAGAUGCACGGACUCACCAGUGACCACUACAGCAUCACGCUGAGGCGCUACGCCGGGAUGGCCCUGACAAACCUGACCUUCGGCGACGUCGCCAACAAGGCGACGCUGUGCUCCAUGAAAGGCUGCAUGAGAGCGCUAGUGGCCCAGCUGAAAUCCGAGAGCGAAGACUUACAGCAGGUUAUUGCAAGUGUUCUGAGGAACCUGUCCUGGCGAGCCGAUGUAAAUAGUAAGAAGACUCUGCGGGAAGUUGGAAGUGUAAAAGCAUUGAUGGAAUGUGCUUUGGAAGUUAAAAAGGAAUCGACCCUCAAAAGCGUCCUGAGUGCCUUGUGGAACCUGUCAGCGCACUGCACUGAGAACAAGGCCGACAUCUGCGCCGUGGCGGGCGCGCUGGCCUUCCUGGUCGGCACGCUCACCUACCGGAGCCAGACCAACACCCUAGCCAUUAUUGAGAGCGGAGGUGGGAUACUCCGGAACGUGUCCAGCCUCAUUGCUACCAACGAGGACCACAGACAGAUCCUAAGAGAGAACAACUGCCUACAGACCUUGUUACAACACCUGAAGUCUCACAGUUUGACGAUAGUCAGCAAUGCCUGUGGCACGCUGUGGAACCUUUCAGCAAGGAAUCCUAAAGACCAAGAAGCAUUAUGGGACCUGGGGGCAGUCAGCAUGCUCAAGAACCUCAUUCAUUCAAAGCACAAAAUGAUCGCUAUGGGAAGUGCUGCGGCUCUAAGGAAUCUCAUGGCAAAUAGGCCUGCCAAGUACAAGGAUGCCAACAUUAUGUCUCCUGGCUCAAGCUUGCCUUCUCUUCACGUUAGGAAACAAAAAGCCCUGGAAGCAGAACUAGAUGCUCAGCACUUAUCAGAAACUUUUGACAACAUUGACAACCUAAGUCCCAAGGCGUCUCACCGUAGUAAGCAGAGACACAAGCCAAACCUCUAUGGAGACUAUGUUUUCGACUCCAGUCGCCAUGAUGAUAACCGAUCAGACAGUUUUAAUACUGGAAACAUGACUGUCCUUUCACCAUAUUUGAAUACGACGGUGUUGCCCAGCUCUUCAUCAUCAAGGGGAAGUUUAGAAAGUUCUCGUUCUGAAAAAGAUAGAAGUUUAGAGAGAGAGCGAGGAAUUGGCCUAAGCAACUACCAUCCAGCAACAGAAAAUCCGGGAACCUCUUCAAAGCGAGGUUUGCAGAUGUCCACCACUGUGGCCCAGAUCGCUAAAGUCAUGGAAGAAGUAUCCGCCAUUCAUACUUCCCCAGAGGAGAGAAGUUGCGGGUCCACCACCGAAUUGCAUGGUGUGGCAGAUGAGAGAAACGCACUGAGAAGGAGCUCUGCUGCCCACACACAUCCAAACACUUACAAUUUCACUAAGGCAGAAAAUGCAAAUCGGUCAUGUUCUAUGCCUUAUGCCAAACUGGAAUAUAAGAGAUCUUCAAAUGAUAGUUUAAAUAGUGUCAGCAGUAGUGAUGGUUAUGGUAAAAGAGGUCAGAUGAAGCCCUCCAUUGAAUCCUAUUCUGAAGACGAUGAAAGUAAAUUUUGCAGUUAUGGUCAAUAUCCAGCUGACCUAGCUCAUAAAAUUCAUAGUGCAAACCAUAUGGAUGACAAUGAUGGAGAACUGGAUACACCGAUAAAUUAUAGUCUUAAAUAUUCAGAUGAGCAGUUGAACUCUGGAAGGCAAAGUCCUUCACAGAAUGAAAGAUGGGCAAGACCCAAACACAUAAUAGAAGAGGAAAUAAAACAAAGUGAGCAGAGACAAUCAAGGAGUCAAAGCACAACUUACCCUGUAUAUUCUGAGAGCACUGACGAUAAACAUCUCAAGUUCCAGCCACAUUUUGGGCAACAGCAACGCAUUUCCCCAUAUAGGUCAAGGGGAGCCAGUGGCUCAGAAACAAAUCGAGUGGGUUCUAAUCACGGACUUAAUCAAAAUGUAAACCAGUCUUUGUGUCAGGAAGAUGACUAUGAAGAUGACAAGCCAACCAACUACAGUGAACGUUACUCUGAGGAAGAACAGCAUGAAGAAGAAGAAAGACCAACAAAUUAUAGCAUGAAAUAUAAUGAAGAAAAACACCAUGUGGACCAGCCUAUUGAUUAUAGUUUAAAAUAUGCCACAGACAUUCCUCCCUCACAGAAACCAUCAUUUGCAUUCUCUAAGAGCUCAUCUGGACAAAGCACUAAAACCGAACACAUCUCUUCAAGUGGUGAGAAUACGUCCACACCUCCAUCUAAUGCCAGGAGGCAGAGCCAGCCCCAUCCAAGCUCCGCACAGAGCAGAAGUGGCCAGACUCAGAAAGCUACCUCUUGCAAAGCCCCCUCUGUCAGCCAGGAGACAGUACAGACGUACUGUGUAGAAGAUACCCCCAUAUGUUUUUCCAGGUGUAGCUCAUUAUCGUCUUUGUCAUCUGCUGAGGAUGAAAUAGGAUGUGAUCAGACAACACAAGAAGCAGAGUCUGCUAACACUCUUCAGAUCACAGAAAUGAAGGAAAACGGUGGAACUAGGUCCGCCGACACGCCUGUGCAUGAAGUCCCAGCGGUCUCCCAGCAUGUCAGAACCAAAUCCAGCAGGCUCCCAGCUCCUGGCUUGUCUUCAGAACCCAGCAGGCACAAAGCUGUUGAAUUUUCUUCAGGGGCUAAAUCUCCUUCCAAAAGUGGUGCUCAGACACCCAAAAGUCCACCCGAGCACUACGUCCAGGAGACGCCACUCAUGUUCAGCAGAUGCACGUCCGUCAGUUCCCUCGACAGUUUUGAGAGCCGUUCCAUUGCCAGCUCCGUUCAGAGUGAACCGUGCAGUGGAAUGGUAAGCGGCAUUAUAAGUCCCAGUGACCUUCCAGAUAGCCCUGGACAAACCAUGCCACCCAGCAGAAGUAAAACCCCUCCACCUCCUCCGCAGACAGUUCAGACCAAGCGAGAGGUGCCCAAACACAAGGUCCCAUCUGCUGAAAAGAGAGAGAGCGGGCCGAAGCCAGCCGCUGUGAAUGCUGCUGUCCAGAGGGUCCAGGUCCUUCCGGAUGUGGACACGUUGCUGCACUUUGCCACAGAAAGUACCCCAGACGGGUUCUCUUGUUCGUCUAGCCUGAGCGCCCUGAGCCUUGAUGAGCCUUUUAUACAGAAAGAUGUGGAAUUAAGAAUCAUGCCUCCUGUCCAGGAGAAUGACAAUGGGAAUGAAACAGAAUCAGAGCAGCCUGAAGAAUCUAGUGAAAACCAGGAAAAGGAGGUGGAAAAGCCUGUUGAUUCUGAAAAAGAUCUGCUAGAUGAUUCAGAUGAUGAUGACAUUGAAAUACUGGAGGAAUGUAUUAUUUCCGCCAUGCCCACGAAGUCAUCACGCAAAGCCAAAAAGCCAGCCCAGACUGCUUCCAAAUUACCUCCACCUGUGGCAAGGAAGCCCAGUCAGCUGCCCGUGUACAAACUUCUGCCACCACAAAACCGCUUACAGGCACAGAAGCAUGUGAGUUUUACGCCAGGGGAUGACAUGCCACGAGUGUACUGUGUAGAGGGGACACCGAUCACUUUUUCCACAGCCACGUCGCUAAGUGAUCUAACAAUAGAAUCUCCUCCAAACGAGCUAGCUGCUGGAGAAGGGGUUCGAGCAGGGGCACAGUCGGGUGAAAAGCGAGACACCAUUCCCACAGAAGGCAGAAGCACAGACGAGGCCCAAAGAGGAAAAGCCUCAGCUGUAACCAUACCAGAACUGGAGGAUAGUAAAACAGAGGAAGGUGAUAUUCUUGCAGAGUGCAUUAAUUCUGCAAUGCCCAAAGGAAAAAGUCACAAGCCUUUCCGUGUGAAAAAAAUAAUGGACCAGGUCCAGCAAGCAUCAGCGGCUUCAUCCGGAACCAGCAAAAGCCAGCCAGAUGGUAAGAAAAAGAAACCUACUUCGCCAGUAAAACCCGUGCCCCAGAAUCCUGAGUAUAGGGCACGGGGGAGGAGAAGUACGGACUCGAAAAAUAGUUUAAGUGCUGAGAGAGCUUUCUCAGACAGCAGAGAUCCGAAGAAGCAGAACUCGAAAAAUAAUCCCAAGGACUUCAGUGAUAAGCUGCCAAAUAACGACGACAGAGUCAGAGGAAGCUUUACUUUUGAUUCACCUCAUCAUUACACGCCUAUUGAAGGGACGCCAUACUGCUUUUCACGGAAUGAUUCUUUGAGUUCUCUAGAUUUUGACGAUGAUGAUGUUGAUCUUUCUAGGGAGAAGGCUGAAUUAAGAAAGGGGAAAGAGAAUAAGGAAUCAGAAGUUAAAGUUACCAGCCACACGGAAGUAGCCUCGAACCAGCAGUCCUCUAAUAAGACACAAGCUAUUACCAAACAUUCGGUAAGUCGGUGUCAGCCCAAACCCGGACUGCAGAAGCAGUCCGCCUUUCCCCAGCCAUCCAAGGAUCUGCCAGACAGAGGGGCAGCAACCGAUGAGAAGCUGCAGAACUUCGCUAUUGAAAAUACUCCAGUCUGCUUUUCUCGUAAUUCUUCUCUGAGUUCUCUCAGUGACAUUGACCAAGAAAACAACAACAACAAAGAAAACGAACCUGUCAAAGAGACUGCACCCCCUGCCUCUCAGGGAGAACCAGGCAAACCUCAGGCCUCCGGGUAUGCUCCUAAAUCUUUUCAUGUUGAAGAUACUCCUGUUUGUUUCUCAAGAAACAGUUCCCUCAGCUCUCUCAGCAUCGACUCUGAAGAUGACCUGUUGCAGGAAUGUAUAAGUUCUGCCAUGCCGAAAAAGAAAAAGCCUUCCAGACUCAAGGGUGAUACUGAAAAGCAUAAUCCCAGAAAUACGAGUGGCAUAUUAGCAGAAGAUUUGACACUUGAUUUGAAAGAUAUACAGAGACCAGAUUCAGAACAUGGUUUAUCCCCUGAUUCCGAAAACUUCGACUGGAAAGCUAUCCAGGAGGGAGCAAAUUCCAUAGUGAGUAGUUUACAUCAGGCUGCCGCGGCAGCGUGUUUGUCUAGACAGGCUUCCUCCGAUUCCGAUUCCAUCCUGUCCCUGAAAUCGGGGAUCUCCCUGGGAUCACCAUUUCAUCUCACACCCGAUCAAGAGGAGAAGCCCUUCACAAGUAAUAAAGGUCCACGCAUUCUGAAACCUGGGGAGAAAAGUACGUUGGAAACUAAAAAGAUAGAAUCUGAAAAUAAAGGAAUCAAAGGAGGAAAGAAAGUUUAUAAAAGUUUGAUUACUGGAAAAGUUCGAUCCAAUUCAGAAGUCUCAAGCCAGCUGAAGCAGCCCCUUCCAACAAAUAUGCCUUCCAUCUCUCGAGGUAGGACAAUGAUUCACAUCCCAGGAGUUCGCAAUAGCUCCUCAAGUACAAGUCCCGUCUCUAAGAAAGGCCCACCCCUUAAGCCUCCAGCCUCCAAAAGCCCUAGUGAAGGCCAGGCAGCCACCACUUCUCCUAGAGGAGCCAAGCCGUCGGUGAGGUCAGAGCUAAGCCCUGUGUCCAGGCAGACAGCGCAGAUCGUCGGGUCAAAUAAAGGGCCUUCUAGAUCGGGGUCUAGAGACUCCACCCCUUCCAGGCCUGCCCAGCAGCCGUUAAGUAGACCGCUGCAGUCUCCGGGACGCAACUCCAUCUCCCCUGGCAGGAAUGGAAUCAGCCCUACUAACAAACUGUCCCAGCUGCCCAGGACAUCAUCCCCUAGUACUGCUUCCACCAAGUCCUCGGGCUCAGGGAAAAUGUCAUACACGUCCCCAGGCAGGCAGAUGAGCCAGCAGAACCUCACCAAGCAGACGGCUGUGUCCAAGAAUGCCAGUAGCAUCCCAAGAAGUGAGUCUGCCUCCAAAGGACUGAAUCAGAUGAGUAAUGGCAAUGGGUCCAAUAAAAAGGUAGAACUUUCUAGAAUGUCUUCGACUAAAUCAAGUGGAAGUGAAUCUGAUAGGUCCGAGAGACCUGUAUUAGUACGCCAGUCAACUUUCAUCAAAGAGGCGCCAAGCCCAACCCUGAGGAGAAAGUUGGAGGAAUCGGCUUCAUUUGAAUCUCUGUCCCCCUCUUCUAGACCAGACUCCCCCACUCGGUCCCAGGCACAGACUCCCGUGUUAAGCCCUUCCCUCCCAGAUAUGUCUCUCUCCACGCAUCCGUCUGUCCAGGCUGGCGGGUGGCGGAAACUCCCGCCCAAUCUCAGUCCCACCAUCGAAUACAACGACGGCAGACCGGCGAAGCGGCACGACAUUGCACGUUCCCACUCCGAAAGUCCUUCCAGGCUGCCAGUCAACAGGUCCGGCACCUGGAAGCGUGAGCACAGCAAACACUCGUCGUCCCUUCCUCGAGUGAGCACGUGGAGGAGAACCGGAAGCUCGUCCUCAAUUCUGUCUGCUUCGUCAGAAUCCAGUGAAAAAGCAAAGAGUGAGGAUGAAAAGCAUGUGAACUCCACCUCAGGAACCAAACAGACAAAAGAAAGCCAAGUAUCCACAAGAGGAACGUGGAGAAAAAUCAAAGAAAGUGAAAUUUCUCCCACAAACAGUACUGCUCAGACCACUUCCUCAGGUGCUUCAAAUGGUGCUGAAUCAAAGACUCUCAUCUAUCAGAUGGCACCUGCUGUCUCUAAAACAGAGGACGUGUGGGUGAGGAUCGAGGACUGUCCCAUUAACAACCCUCGGUCUGGAAGAUCUCCCACAGGUAAUACUCCCCCGGUGAUCGACAGUGUUUCGGAAAAGGGAAACCCAAGCGUCAGAGAGAAUCAGGGCAAACAGAGCGUGGGAAAUGGCAGCGCUCCUGUGCGCACCGCGGGUUUGGAGAACCGCCUGAACUCCUUUAUUCAGGUAGAUGCCCCAGACCAAAAAGGAACCGAGACAAAACCCGGACAAAGUAAUCCCGUCCCCGCGUCAGACACUAACGAGAGUUCCGUGGCCGACCGAACCCCGUUCAGCUCUAGCAGCUCCAGCAAACACAGCUCACCCAGUGGGACUGUGGCUGCCAGAGUGACUCCUUUCAAUUACAACCCGAGCCCUAGGAAGAGCAGCGCCGACAGCACUUCAGCCCGGCCCUCGCAGAUCCCGACCCCGGUCAGCAACAGCACAAAGAAGCGAGAUUCCAAAACUGACAGCACAGAGUCCAGCGGGACGCAAAGUCCGAAGCGCCAUUCUGGGUCUUACCUUGUGACAUCUGUUUAAAGAAUAGGGACGAUGAAACUAAGAGAAUUAUGUGUUAAUUACAACUGCUAUAUAGAGAUUUUGUUUCAGAUGAAACUGUAAGAGACUGAAAAAGUUUGUAAAUAGGUUUGAUUCUUGUUAGAAAGUUUUUGUUCUGGAAGCCAUAUUUGACAGUAUGCUUUGUCUUCACUGGUCAUAUUUUGGGAGGCACUCUUGAUAGUUAGGAAAAAAAUCGGUAAAGCCAAGUAUAUUGUACAGUAGGUUUUACAUAUAUUUAAGUAGCAUCCCAUUCCCACCCCCCUUUAAUUAUUGCUUGUCUUAAAUAACACUACAGGUAGGUAAUUGCUGUUAUCAAUCAUUUUUAGAUUAUAAAACAUCAGGGAGAAAUUGGUAUUUAUGCAAAAAGAAUAUGUUUUAAUCUUUGCGAGUCCAUCUAACAUCAUAAUUAAUCAUGUGGCUGUGAAAUUCACAGUGAUAUGGUUCCCGAUGAACACGUUUCCCAGCCUGCUUUGCUUUACUGCAUGAAUGAAACCGAUGGUUCAGUCUCAGAAGUAUCGAACAGUUCUGUGGUCACAUGACGUGUGCAUAGACAUAGCUGCAGUGUAACAAUUUACACUGUUUUGUGCUCUAAAAAGAAAAUCUGUGUUACUGUAAAACAUUGAAUGAAACUAUUUUACCUGAACUAGAUUUUAUCUGCAAGUAGGUAGAAUUUUUGCUAUGCUGUAACUUGUUGUAUAUUCUGGUAUUUGAGGUGAGAUGGCUGCUCUUUUAUUAAUGAGACAUGAAUCGUGUCUCAACAGAAACGAAAUGAACAUUUCAGAAUAAAUUAUUGCUGUAUGUAAACUAUUAUUGAAAUUGG
Tupaia belangeri chinensis (Chinese tree shrew) is the source of this 9473-nucleotide messenger RNA. It is a transcript of the gene APC, whose product is annotated as APC regulator of Wnt signaling pathway. Gene Ontology annotation, biological process: Wnt signaling pathway; pattern specification process; negative regulation of canonical Wnt signaling pathway. The record is from RefSeq and is a predicted model, not a curated record. NCBI's taxonomy places the organism in Eukaryota, Metazoa, Chordata, Mammalia, Scandentia, Tupaiidae. Bases 62 to 8635 code for a protein of 2857 amino acids. The transcript is spliced from 19 exons. Gene Ontology annotation, cellular component: cytoplasmic microtubule; catenin complex; beta-catenin destruction complex. Gene Ontology annotation, molecular function: gamma-catenin binding; microtubule binding; beta-catenin binding.